AUGUUAUCAAAUCGGUCAAAUAAGGAUACUAAAGAAGUGAAACGUAUUAGUCUGAUUCCAAGUAGACAAGAGCAAUAACAAGAACAAGAAUACAAGUACAUAUAACCUGUAAAAACUGUAAAUGUGGAGAAUCAAGAUCCAAAAUGGUCAGAACUCAAAGUAGAUGGUAAGAAUAUCAACCAUAGAGCUUAUACAAGUAUAACAAUUCAUAAUGAUUUGUAUAAUUUUCAGUAUUUAUAUAGUCUUUAUUUAUAUGGAGGAUAUUAAGUUCAAUUAGGAAUAAUGGAUGAAUUCUAUCGUAUGAAUCUAAAGAGUUUGAGUUACCAAUGGGAAAAGUUGUCUUACAAAGAAAACCCAGGACCAAGAACUCGUCAUCAAAUGUGCACUUACAUGGAUAGAAUCUACAUUUUUGGUGGUCAAAUACACUAAUCUGUUUCCACUAAUUCUAUGUGGUACUUUGAUCUCAAUUCCCACACUUGGAUUAAGUGCAAAAUUAAUCAAUCUUAUCCUCCAGAAAUAGAUAAUCAUACAGCUAUUAUCCAUAAUGAUAAUUGGAUUGUAUUUGGAGGCUUUUUUGGAGGAACAGUAGGUUUACACUCUAACUAUGUAUAUAAAUAUGAGUUUGCUUCUAAUACAUGGCAAAGGAUCUAACCAUAAAAUAGCACUGCUCCUACUCCUAGAGAUGGAUCAGGCAUAGCUAUACAUAAGAACAUUCUUUAUAUGUUUGGAGGAUCUAAUGGACAUUAGAGAUUUAAUGAUUUAUGGAAAUUCGAUUUCUAAGUAUGGACUUACAUUCCUGUUAGUUCCAAUAUAUUACCAAGAGUUAGAUCAGGUCAUGUUAUGCUUGUUCAUGAUGAUAAAAUUAUAAUCUUUGGUGGAAUACAUGAUAUAACUUGGGAAUUAGAUGAUUUAUUUGUAUUUAAUCUUAAGAAAAUGGAAUGGAUUAGUGUUGAUGAAGAUAGUGCAAGAAGAAAAGAUAAAUAAUUAUUAUCUCCUACUAAAGAUAAUAAAUAAGAUCUUUAACAUUCAAGAAGAUAAUUUAGAAAAUCAACUAGAACUGGUAGUAUUAGAAAAACAAUUAAAAGAACAACUCUCUCUCCACUUAAAAAACCAGAUUAAUCUGAAGACAGUUUGGAGUCGCCAACUAGAAAUUUAUCAUAAGCUUAAUCUAAUUAAAAAACACUUGAUGAAAAAAAAAGAAAAGAAAUUUAAUAAAAAAAAAUGGCAUUAUUAAAGAUUUUUGAGGUUGAUGAAGGUUAAAAAUUAUAAUUUAGAGAUAAUUCACCUACUUCUGAAAAAAUGAGAAACUCUUUAUUUUUAGUUGGCAAUCCAAAAGCUGACUUAAAAAUUAGAUAGGGAAAAUUAACUGAAUUUGGAAAACCUUUAGUUUCAAAGUAAAUUUUCUAUAAUAUUUAAUAAGAUUUCUCCAGCCACUUCAAUCAAUGUAAAAUUAAAUUAUUGGAAAGAAGCCUUGUGCUAGAGAUGGACAUUCAUUUACAAUUUAUCAAUCUUAACUUAUAAUUUUUGGAGGAGAUAGACAUUAAAUGUCCUUUAAUGAUAUCUAUUCUUUAGAUUUAACAAAAAUUUGA
This is a messenger RNA of Paramecium pentaurelia, 1589 nucleotides long. NCBI's taxonomy places the organism in Eukaryota, Ciliophora, Oligohymenophorea, Peniculida, Parameciidae. The record is from the annotation of a GenBank genome assembly.